AUGCCAUACGACAUAAUGACUAUGGACUGCCAGUUCGGCUUCCGCAGAGGGCGCUCCACGGUGGACGCUAUCAUGUUCGUGAUGAGGAAGCAAUCCUCCUCAGCCAGAGACGAUCUCCGGCCACCAACUAAAUGCACCAAUCCUUUAGAAACCACAUCCACGACUACAACUACUAUUACUCCGAGAAGAAGUUCGAGAACCAGACCCAAUAAAACCACUAAAAUGUUCGAGUGGACCAGUUCGACGAACUACGCGAAAACAAAAACACGGAACUUCCCGUUAAGAUGGUUGGCGGAUUCAUCAUAUUGUGGCAAGCGUUAUGAAGUAUCAGCAAUAAUACACCACGAGAACUUCACAUAUUUUGUCAAUGAUAUAGCAUUAGUACGGACCAGGGAGCCGGUCGGCCUGGGCCCCACGGUGGCGACUGUCUCUGUGAACAACCUAGGCACCGAAAAUCUUUAUUUGACAUCCAAAGUCAAACUUAUUGGUUGGGGCUCUGCGGGUAGUUCCAAUUCAAAAGUUCUACAGGAGGUGUCGAUUCAGCUAAUCGGCUGGGAUCUUUGUGCCAAUAUAUACUCUAAAAAAGGCAUUACCACCACCAAUAUGAUAUGCGGUGAACGUCCAACAGGUGAAGGAAUGUGUGCGUUUCAUUUGGGUGGCCCUCUAGUCCUUGGGGAUAUUUUGGUGGCGAUUGCGUCAAGUUUUAGUUGCCAGGAUAAGAAGAUCCAAGAUUUGUAUACCAUGGUAAGCAGGUACACCGAAUGGAUCCAGCAGGAGUUUCAAGCCAUGCUAGAGGCCCAUAUUCAUGAGCAGGAUUCCGCGAUACGCGACUCAGCGGCUGUCGCGCUGCUACUGGCUACUCGAGUCUGCGGGCCCAACGCGCCCUCUGCCGCGAUGCACGCACACUUUCUUCUAACCGUGGCGUCCGCAGCGACGGCACGCGCGACACAGUUGGUACGCUAG
Spodoptera exigua (beet armyworm) is the source of this 963-nucleotide messenger RNA. NCBI's taxonomy places the organism in Eukaryota, Metazoa, Arthropoda, Insecta, Lepidoptera, Noctuidae. The record is from the annotation of a GenBank genome assembly.